CAACAAGUAGACAAAAAACAACAAAGGAGAAAAUAGCUAACUCAUUGGACAAAACCUACAAACAUCAUAAGUCUUCUUCCAGUUACACUGCGUUCAUCCCAUUUUUGGAAUGAAUUUCCCUUAGUUUGAUUAAUGGGGUUGGAAGUGAAGCCUUUAUGGCUCACUGAUUCGAUUCCAAAGAUCUGUUUUUGAAACAAUUUCGAUCGAAUCCCUUCCUCUUCUCUCCAUGCAUCCCUCACUCCCGCUCCGCCGUGACAGGCCUGCGGCUGAUCGCCCCGUCGCGGCCAUGGCCAAUUCCCCCGUCUCAGAUUUGGGUUUUUAUUGGUUUUCAAAUUUGAGUUCCGCUUCCUCAGUUUUUUAUCCUCGUUGUACUCAUUACAAUUUUUUAUUAUGUAUAUUUAAUGUGAAUCUAUGCUAAAGUAUUAUCACAGUUCCAAGGAGUAAAGUUCACAAGUUCCAUAAAUAUCUAAUAUUGGUAUUGGUUGGUUGUUGCAAGGCUACAUAUAAUAUAUGCUGUUGUUUUCAAUCCUUUGGUCCGGUUUUAUUGUUGAUGGAACCAGGCUAUAUAUAAUCUUUUUAGCUAUACUUGAUUUGCUUCCGUUGCAUCUUAUUUAUCACUGAACUAAAGGAUUUCAUCAACAGAGAAAUUAUUUCUGGUGUUGUCUUUCUAAAUGGUCCUAAAUUUAAGUUGAAAAAAUGAGGGGGAACCGGAUAAUUUUUGGAGGCAGAAUGGGGAUCUGUGGUGCAAUAUGGAAACUCUUCAUCCAAUUUAUGAGAAGACCGUUAGUGUUUGAUUUCUGAGCUUGCAAUUACAUUGGUUGUUUUCAAAUUACUGCAGUUUGGACCUGAAAACUAGCUUUUGGUUUGAUUGUCACCUUGUCAAUUGGUGAAAUAUAUAUGCUCUCCAACUAUGGAUAACACGAAGAAAGAUGAACCUCAAGAUGAGAAGCAAGAUGAACUUGCUGAAUCGCUGGAUGAUCUAUUCUGUAGCAUUUCCACCAUGAUCAAAUCCGAGCUUCAGGGGACAAAUAAUCACCUAGAGCUGUUGGAGAAGAUGAAUGUAAGAGUGGCAGAAGAGUACAAAGGGUUUGGUGACUUGGCUUCAGGGUUGAGGGUUUUUGUGGAGCAGUUGAAAUGCAAGAGUGGUAGCUUCAAUGAAUAUGUUGAGCAGAUUGAUAACAUUGAGAAGCAGGUGACUGAGUUUGAAGCUGUGGUAUCUAUGCUUGAUAAGUAUGUUGCUUUGUUGGAAUCAAGAGUGCAGUAUGUGUACCUUCCCAAAAUCCAUCUUCCUAAUCAACAAUAGUGUAAAACUUUUACUUCUCAUUAUUAACAUUUACAUUAUUUCCUUGUCUCAGGUGAAUGAAUUGCUAGAUUUACAUAUGUUCUACUUUGUCACAACAAAAAGUUUUGAAAGGCCUACAAUGGUUUAUGUAUUCAAUAAUCUUUGCUUUCUUAAACUCA
Vigna unguiculata (cowpea) is the source of this 1461-nucleotide messenger RNA. RefSeq names its product biogenesis of lysosome organelles complex 1 subunit-like protein (gene BLOS2). The record is from RefSeq and is a predicted model, not a curated record. Lineage: Eukaryota; Viridiplantae; Streptophyta; Magnoliopsida; Fabales; Fabaceae.